Messenger RNA from Seriola aureovittata, 3733 nucleotides. It is a transcript of the gene dgkab, whose product is annotated as diacylglycerol kinase, alpha b. NCBI's taxonomy places the organism in Eukaryota, Metazoa, Chordata, Actinopteri, Carangiformes, Carangidae. Gene Ontology annotation, molecular function: calcium ion binding; ATP-dependent diacylglycerol kinase activity. Gene Ontology annotation, biological process: lipid phosphorylation; diacylglycerol metabolic process; intracellular signal transduction. The coding region runs from base 152 to 2317 and encodes 721 amino acids. Gene Ontology annotation, cellular component: plasma membrane. The record is from RefSeq and is a predicted model, not a curated record. The transcript has 24 exons.
UAUCCGCUAAUGACGCGGCACACAUUUACUCACAAGUACCAGCUGCCGUCAACCAGCAUAUCAAAGUUCCGUGUGGUGGAGCUCCGUGUUUGGGACAGUUUUUAUUCACCUCUGCUGAACUCUGGGGACAGAGAGAGACAAGCUGAUCGGCAUGGCCUCCUCUGAUGACACAGAAGGGUCUCUGACACCUGUGGAUUUCAUCCAGCUGCAGCAGUAUAUGGAAUACAGCAGUUUGAGGGUGAAAGAUGUGAUCAAGGACUUUCACCCUGGAGGUCGGCUGGCCCAGCACAGCUUUGGAGAGUGUAUGGAUGCAGUGGGUUUCUGUCUCUUUCUCAAGACGUAUCUAGAGGUGGAUGACUUUCCCACAGAUUUCUGCCAACGCCUUUUUCGCUAUUUUCAACACGUAGAGCAGGAAGGGAACACGAAGAGUCCGUUACCUAAAGGAGGAGGGGUCUUUCUUCGUGAUGUGUCCUGCUACUUCUCAGUGCUGGAGGAAGGACAGCCACGAGAGAAGCUUGAAUUUACUUUUAAACUUUACGACAAAGACAACAACGGACUCCUGGACAGCUCUGAAGUGGAUCGUAUAAUCACCCAGAUGAUGCGGGCUGGUGAUUACCUGGGCUGGGAUGUGACUGAGCUCAGACCAGUGCUCAAAGACAUGAUGACAGCCAUCGAUCUGGACGACAGUGGGACCGUCACGCUGGAAGAAUGGGUGAAGGGAGGCAUGAACAAUGUACCUUUACUUGUUCUCCUUGGACUGAAGAUGACAGAGCGGGAUGGGCAACAUAUUUGGAGGAUGAAGCACUUUAACAAGCCGACCUACUGUAGUGUGUGUCAGGGCAUGCUGCUCGGCCUCGGGAAGCAAGGACUCUGCUGCACCUGUUGCAAGUACACCGUCCACAGUCAGUGUGCCAACAAGAAUCCCGAAGCCUGUGCUCGUACCUUUGUCAAAUCUAAAAAGGAGAUUAGUGUAGCAGCUCACGACUGGAUCAGAGCUGACUGUAACUCUACCAAGUGUCAGGUCUGCCACAAGAAGAUCAAAACUUUAGUAGGGAGGCGUUGUGUGUGGUGCCAGGAGAUGCGUCACGAUGAGUGUCUUUUCUCGGGCUUAUCGACCUGUGAUUGUGGACCACUGAGAGAUCAUAUACUGCCUCCUUGGGCCAUAUACGCCGUCUCAAAGGAGGAGGAUACCAACCUGUUAAAUGUUACCCCUGACGGCCACAUCCUGCAGAUUGUUCCGAUUCCUGACACCCAUCCUCUGUUGGUGUUUGUAAACCCAAAAAGUGGAGGAAAGCAGGGUGAAAGAGUGCUCAGGAAGUUUCAGUACCUGCUGAACCCACGUCAAGUCUACAACCUUUCCAACGGAGGUCCUGCACCAGGACUGCAGUUCUUCCACAAUCUGCGUGAAUACAGGAUCUUGGUGUGUGGAGGAGACGGGACAGUUGGGUGGCUCCUGGAUGCUAUAGACAAAGCGGACCUCCAGGUGAAUCCUCCAGUAGCUGUCCUGCCUCUUGGUACUGGGAACGACCUGGCACGCUGUCUGCGCUGGGGAGGAGGCUAUGAGGGGUCAGACUUGAGAGAGAUCCUGAAGGAGAUUGAGGCCAGCGAGAUGGUUCCCAUGGACCGCUGGAGCGUCCAGGUGAUACCAGAAGACCCCCAAGAGGCAGGAGACCCCGUACCCUAUGAGAUCAUCAACAACUACUUCUCUAUUGGAGUGGACGCCUCUAUUGCUCAUCGUUUCCACUCCAUGAGAGAGAAACACCCCCAGAGGUUCAAUAGCAGAAUGAAGAACAAACUUUGGUAUUUUGAGUUUGCCACUUCUGAGACCAUCUCUGCCUCUUGUAAGAAGCUGAAGGACUGUCUCGUGAUUGAGUGCUGUGGGAGACAACUGGACCUGAGCAGCAUGUCCCUGGAGGGCAUAGCUAUCCUCAACAUACCCAGCAUGCACGGGGGCUCCAACCUCUGGGGCGAGUCCAAGAAGCCUGAUGGUGUGCCAGAGGUGGAGCACAGUGAGGUUAUCAAUGACCCCGAACUUCUUAAAACUAUCUCACAGGACAUAAGCGAUAAGCGUUUGGAGGUGGUGGGGCUGGAGGGAGCUAUAGAGAUGGGACAAAUCUACACUGGGCUGAAGAGCGCCGGGCACAGACUGGCACAGACCUCUCAAAUUACCAUCAGGACAACCAAAGCCCUGCCCAUGCAGAUCGACGGGGAGCCUUGGAUGCAACCUCCUUGUACUAUCCAAAUCAAUCACAAGAACCAGGCUAACAUGCUCAUGGCUGCACCAACCAAACCAUCCAGCUUCUUUCACCUCAAGUAGAGCAGCGCUUCCACUCCAUCCUCCAGUCUGCACACGGCCACAGCGGACCACCUAUAUUACUAUGAAAAUGAGUGUGUAACUGUGUGCUUUUAUUAUUAAGUGUUGAUGUGUGUGUCUUUUGCACGUAAUCCCUGAUAUGACUGAACUAUUUCAGAGGACAGACAAAUUGGACUUAUGCAGCGAUCACACUGACAGACCAACGUAGACGUGCAAAUCUCACUACUCAGUCUGAUCACUGCUAUUGUGUGCCAACUUAAAUGUAAUGCACCCAUUUGUUGUGUUUGUAAAUAAAAGAGCUAAGUGUGUCUACAGUACAUGAAUAGGCAAUAUAUAUAUAUAUAUAUAUAUAUAUAUAUAUAUAUUUUAUGUUGCAAUCGCUUUUUCUAUGGCUAAUCAAAUUUACAGUAGUGUGUCAUUGAAUUUCACCUGUUGUUCCCAAUGCAGCUAGUGAUGACCUGGCUUUGUUUGGACCUGCAUGAGCUCACAGCAGCAUAACUUGUUCAACAACACUAUCCUACCUGUCUGCUCAGAUACCUCUCAGUGUCAGUGUUCAUCCAACUGAAAGAGAAAUAUACAAUGUAUUUAAUUCUGGUUUUACUGUCUCUUAAAUAGGUGAGAUAAUGAUUAAUGAUAAUGCAAGAAACAUUUGAUGAAUGCGGUCUUAUAAAGUUCUGCUCUUCAGUUAUAACUGAGUUCUGAAAGUGUUGGUUUGGUACACCUCUCCUAGAUUUACCAAGUCGUGUAUAGAAAACUUCCUCAGUGUUGUUGUCCUGUAACUUCGACGACAUGUUACGUCUUUGGGAUCAGGCUUUUUAAAAACCGUCAAAAAACACACAGAAACUGUGACUAAUCUAACGAAACAUUGCUGAUUACAAGUAAUGAAACUGAGCAAAAAUGUGUUGGAAGUUAAUCAAAUUAAUCUAUUUCGUGAGUCAGUCUUGUGUUGGAUAUUCGGUGUACUUGUAACAUGUAACAUGCUUGUAUGUUCAUUUAUUGUCUUAAUGUCAAAUUGUGUAGCUGUCAUUGGCAUAUGUGUCUUGAUGGUAGUGAUGUCAGUGAUCAGUCAUGCAGCAUUACGUUGACAACAUAUAUUGGAUUGCCCUCAGACUGAUUAUCUGGUGAAUAGACAGUUAAAGAAAUAAUUACAGUCUGUUGCCCCACCACAAGUUUGAAUUUACAAAGGGAUUUACUUUACACCGGUACCAUUAGAUGCUACAGUACUUAUUAUGAGGAUACCUAGUUUUCAUCAAAAUCUUUAAAAGGACAAAUGGCGGCAUAUUCAAAAGUUUACUAAAUUACAGAUGUAUCUUUGUAACAUACUCCUCUGCUAACAGCAAAACAGAAAAAGAGGCUAUUUGCAUGUAAAAAAAAAAAAAAUGUGUUGCUUAUCUGUCAUAAAUAUAGUUGUCAACAAUG